Messenger RNA from Colletotrichum acutatum, 448 nucleotides. RefSeq lists its product as uncharacterized. The record is from RefSeq and is a predicted model, not a curated record. Bases 126 to 392 code for a protein of 88 amino acids. The transcript has a single exon. Lineage: Eukaryota; Fungi; Ascomycota; Sordariomycetes; Glomerellales; Glomerellaceae.
UCAUUGCGCCAGCUGGCACCCUUCUGUCUGUCGGGACAAUCUCUAGCCAUGUGUCCAGCAUUGCCACAGACGCGGCAGAUGAUGCUGGCAGUGUAGUUCUGGCGCUCGGGACAGUCGUACUUGCGAUGACCGAUCUGGCCACAGUUCUGGCAAGCCUGGUUCUCGUCGUCACGGAGGGUACCGUUGAGGGCAGCAAGCUCGCGAAGCUGGUUGCGCUUGAGCUCGUUCUGUCCUUCGGGAAUGGACGCGGCCUAGCAGAAGAGAGUUGUCAGCAUUCGCUGCCAAUUGUCAUUGAAAAGGUGGGGGGGGGGCUUACGGUUUCAAUGACGUUGUGGAUGAGUUUCUUGGCCUUGUUAACCUUCUCCUCUGUAUCGGCCAUGAUGAGACAGUGAAGAUCCUCCUCCUGGUUGCUGGCGUGAGCUGCGUCCGAACGACCUUUGCCCUCCUU